Messenger RNA from Portunus trituberculatus (swimming crab), 1755 nucleotides. RefSeq lists its product as uncharacterized. The coding region runs from base 467 to 1144 and encodes 225 amino acids. Lineage: Eukaryota; Metazoa; Arthropoda; Malacostraca; Decapoda; Portunidae. The transcript is spliced from 10 exons. The record is from RefSeq and is a predicted model, not a curated record.
GUGCCUCGCUUGAGUUUUUAGAACAGUGUGGGCUGCCUGCCUCUCCUCAUCAGUACUGUGGGGAAUCUCCUAAUGGGCCGACUCUCCCUACACGCUGACGGAGGCUUUUACUGCAGUGAUGGGAACGUCUCAGCAUCUGCAUCUCUCCCCGGUGAUGAACCAACCGGUAGGAAAAGCAAGUCUUGUGUGUUCUGUUUUCCUGAACAGCGACAUGUCCAACCCAGCCUGUCCUGCACCCGCCGCGCCUUCCACCUUACCUGAGAGAGAGGGAAAGGGAGCGUAGAGGUGCUGAGGUGGUGGCGGUAGUGGUGAUGGGGACGCUGCAAGAGUAAAGGCAAGAACUUGUCAACAUCCUCCUACCGUCUGAUAUCCUUCCUCUCUCGAGCUGUGAAGGUGAUGGAGCACAUGGUGGCCACACAUCUAUCUUAGUGGCUAUAGAGAAACUGCCAGGUACAAGAGGAACAAUAUGGCUUCUGAUCCCGCAGGACCACGCUGGUUGCUCUGGUGCAGAUGGAUGGCGACGGCCUUGGUGCGGAUGAGCGCGUGUCUCGUGGUGGCGGCGACAGCGCUGGUUGUCGCCGCCCCGUCUGAUGUGGAGUUCGUUUCGCCCUUCUUCACGCCAGCCAUCACUGACAUGGGCUGUGGGGAGGACGUGGACGACGAUGAAUGUGAGACACGAGCUGAAGUGUGCUCUGGCAUCUUCCCUGACCCUGAUACAGAUGCAACAAACUCCAGUGAGCCGUUAUCAUUAGAUUUCCAGGCCUGCCUCAUUGCCAACCAAACCCCACAACUCCCCACACAGCCCAGCCUUGCACCCAUGUUGAACUUACCUGUCAUCCCAAUGCCAAUGCCAGACAUGGUUCCAUUUCGUUUCUGUGCCCUCAAUGUCACUGGCCUGCUCAAGCCAGACAUGACAGUCAACCACACUGCUAUUGGUGACUUCCUGAGGACUGUGGUGCCCCCAGAUGUGUCAGCAGAUGUGGUGGUGUCUGCUGUGUCUGCGUGUCCCAACCCAUUGCUGCAUUCCCUGACGGCCUUCAUGCACUGCCUGCGUGCUGCUUGUUUGAUUCUCACAACAUCUGAUAUGAUACCCACAAGGCCCACUCCUUCUCUCAUUAUUUCACCUUAUUCUGGAGCACCUUAGCUAUGUAUUCUCAUCCUAGUCACAUUCAGGCAGUCAUGUCUCUCUCUCUCUCUCUCUCUCUCUCUCUCUCUCUCUCUCUCUCUCUCUCUCUCUCUCUCUCUCUCUCUCUCUCUCUCUCAUAUCCUUGUCACAUCACAGGAUCUCUCUCCCUUGCCCAUCUCUGUUGUAUCCUUCAAGCACACAGUGAGUUCUUUUCUUUCUAUACCUAACCCAUUGCAUGUUUUUUUUUUGUUUUGUUUUUUUGUCAAAUUCUGUUCCAGAGAAUAAACUUUAACAUUCUACAUAAAUGCAAAGGUAUCACUUACCAAGUUUAAAAAAUUAAAUUAGGGAACAGCCUUGGAAAAUUAAGGAAGACUGAGCCUAAACUGUAAAUUCAAACAAUUUUUUUGCUACUGCAUGUAAGGAAAUUAUUUAAGAUUCAUGAAUGUUCAAAAUUAUUGCUUAUGAAAGUGGAUUCCAAUUCUUGUGAUUCAAAAAAUAAAAACUUUAUCUUCCUUCACUACUACAUACACAACAUAUAAAGCACAUGGCCAAAGCCUCAGCAGUAUAUACCACUGAAGUAAAGAUAUAAAAGUCAGUUAAAAGGUAAAAACUAAAUUCUGGAAAUCUUA